Messenger RNA from Ostreococcus lucimarinus CCE9901, 1533 nucleotides. Lineage: Eukaryota; Viridiplantae; Chlorophyta; Mamiellophyceae; Mamiellales; Bathycoccaceae. The record is from the annotation of a RefSeq genome assembly.
AUGCAGGGCAAACACGACGCCGAGGACGCGAAAGACGCGCCGAAGGCGCGAAAGUUCACGGACGAGGAGCGCAAAUGGUUCUACGACGCCAUGGCGAGUGGGCUCGUGGAUGAGGUGAAGAAGAUGAAGGAGGACGUGGAGGCGCUGCGGAACGCGGCGCGCGGAGAGACGACGAGCGAGGAGGAUGGGGAGCGAUUGGAGAUGGUUCUGGAGGAUUUGAUCGAACGCGUGGAGAAUGUAGAUAACGCGGGGGAUUUACACACGAUCGGGGGGAUGGAAGCGCUGAUUGGAACGAUGAAGUGCUCUCGGGCGAGCGUGCGAGCGCUCGCGGCGGAGGCGCUGGCGACGACGACGCAAAAUCAUCCCAAGGCGCAGAAACACGCGCUGGAGGAGGGCGCGAUGGGGGUAUUGAUCGAAGCCGCGAUAUCCGAUGCGGACGACGAGGUGCGAGGCAAGGCGCUGUUUGCGUUGAGUUCCCUGACACGCGGUUGCGACGACGCGCAGCGAGCGUUUUCGUUGGGAGGCGGCGCGGCCGCGUGCGCGAAAUUGAUCGGGCACGACGGCGCUGAGCGCGUGCGAGUGAAGGCUUUGGUUCUGGGCAAACACGUCUUUACGCAAAGCGAGGGGAACAUGGCGUCGGCGGUGGAGUUCGGGGCGAUCGCGAAUGCGGCCAAGUGUCUCGAAUCAGCCGACAUCAACUGCAGAGAAGCCGCGGCGCGCGUGCUCCUCGACAUAGCUCGAUGCGUGGACUUCGAAAAGAAUCCCAAGGCGGUGGACGAUUUUCGAAACCCAGCGACGAUCGCUCGCAUCGCCAAGACUCGGGAGAUGAUCGCGGCGAUGACGGACGAGGGCGACGCCAGCGCCAACGCCGAGACCAAGGUGGCGCUCGACGCGCUCGACGCGAUGUUCGCGGGAAACUGACCGCGAGGGCAUGGUGCGCCCCAUGAGAUGAUUUAUAAAGCCUAUGAUGUCCCCCAAGGGUUGAUGCACAUCAAGCACGCGUUCACGGCGAAUGAGUUAGCCUCCAUAGACGCCGCGCUGGCGCACGAGGGAUGGCUUGAAAACGAGCAGGCGAUGCGAUUCUCGCCUCUACCCGACUGGCUCAACGCAUUCGCCCGCAGACUGCGCGGCAUCGCUCUGGAGACGAAAUUCAUCGACACGCACGAGGGCGAUUUAUUCGCAUUUUCCCAGUGCAUCGUGAACCAGUACGUUCCGCCAGGCGGGUUGUCGAAGCACGUCGAUUUGGCCGCCUUCGGCGAAGUCGUCGUCUCUCUCAGCCUCCGAUCGACCAUCACCAUGGAAUUCGAGCCCGUCGAGCGCGAACAUAGUUCAAUCGCGACGACCGCGGUGCGUCUCGAUCACGGUGAUUUGCUCUUCAUCCGCGGCGACGCGCGUCGCCGGUUCACCCACGCCAUCCCGGCGCGUUACGAAGACGUCUUCGACGCCAUCGCCGUGCCUCGCGCCCAUCGCGUCAGCCUCACCCUGCGCACGAUGCAUCCAGACGGUCAUCUCCUCACCACGCCCGCGUCUUAG